UGAACUUGCUGGAUCUACCACUGCCCGGGGAAGAUGAACUUAUGGAGCUACUCGACACUACACCAUCUGACUGCCAAUCCAGCGGCGGAUUCAACUUCGACUUCAAUACUUCGAACACAGAGCAGUUACACCAGUCACCAAUUGCAGCUCCGUCAUUGCCCCAUGAUAGUCAACCUCGCACCAGGGCAAAAACGACAAGCCCUCCAGACUACAACACAGUAGGUAAAACUGAAUACGACUAUUUCAGGAACGCGGAUGACUUAGACACCGCACAGUUAUUCAACUUUGAUGAAGCAACUGAGGUUUCUCCGUCUGCUUUCAACCCGAAAGACCAAUUGUCCACAUCGAACAAUGCCACACUGCACGUCGACUUUUCCGCCGCAAACCUCUAUGGUCUUCCUGAAUUCAUUUCUCAAGGGGGAAAGGAAAAUCAAAGACUUGAGACGAUCAAAAUUGUGAACGGACUACGGCGAGUUCUGUGCGAGAGUCAAGUGGCGUCAAGCGAAGACGGCCCUCUCGAUAGGACGAAAACAUUUCCUGAAACUGACAGUGCGCUUUCACGAUACUGCGAUGCAUGUUUUGAAGAUUGCUGCCCGAUUGGUGACUUCUUAACGAAAUCUGCAGUCGAGAGCAUUAUUAAGCAAUCCAGACAACCUGAACCCGACAGAAUUUUUUCAGUGUUUGCCGAAGCCAUUGUGGCUGUCGGCUUUCAUACAGCCUGUCUACGAAAUCUAGAAGCUCCAAGCGUGGAGGAGACACACGAGGCACAAAAGCGCCUUGCAGCAGCUUUGUGUCUCUACAAAGAUAUUCAGAACUUUCCAAGCACUCUGUUGAAAUUCCAGGUGAGUGUACCUAUACCGGCUUUCCACGAUAAAUACAUGUAGCUGACGUAUUUACUCUUUAGGUCACUUUGGUCAUGGUAUGAUGCUUAUUGCAAGGGAGCUAUGGAAUCAGCCCUAUAUCCUAACAUCAAGAACAGGCAGUGAUUG
This is a messenger RNA of Colletotrichum godetiae, 989 nucleotides long. RefSeq lists its product as uncharacterized. NCBI's taxonomy places the organism in Eukaryota, Fungi, Ascomycota, Sordariomycetes, Glomerellales, Glomerellaceae. The transcript has 3 exons. The record is from RefSeq and is a predicted model, not a curated record. Bases 42 to 884 code for a protein of 280 amino acids.